GAAGUUCGUUCGUUUGUGCGAAGAAAACAAAAGGAGGAGGAAGAAGAAGAGCCGACAUCACGAGAAAGGCGUGGGCGCUGUAAACUGUUCUCCUCCAAGUAAAGAACUGGAGAAAGCGAAAGAGAAAGAGAAAAGAAAAAAGGGCUGCGCCACAGCUUCUCGUUCUUAUUAUUACCUCUUCUUGUAUUUAUUUGGGAUCUUCCUGAACAGAAGGGACGGUGAACCACAUCAACACACAUACUCACACACACAGGUGAUAUAUAUUUAUAUUUAAAAUUAAAUAAACCACCAGGAAGGGCGAAGCGACGAGCCAUGUCGGAGGCGCAGCUGACAGGGCACAACGCCCCCAACGGAAGCACCACCCUCAGCGGAGACGAGUCCCGCACGAAGAAGACGAAGCCGGAGGAGUUCGAACACCCCUUCUGGUACGUCUACCGCCAGCGCGGCGUCGAGUACUGGGAUUACAAGAAUGCGGUGGUAGACUUCAACAAGAACUUAGCGCCGUACGAGCUGCUGCAGAAGAUUGGCCGCGGCAAGUACUCGGAGGUCUUCCGCGGCCGAAACCGCAACAACGGCUGUCUGUGCGUGCUGAAGCUGCUGAAGCCGAUCCGGUACCAAAAGGUCCUGCGAGAGAUUAGCAUCCUGCGUAACCUGUGCGGGGGGCCGAACGUGGUGCGUCUGCUGGACGUGCUGCGCGAUGACGACUCGCAAACGGUGGUGCUGGUCACCGAGUACGUGCACAACCCCACUACCCUGCGCAACCUGCUCUACACGAAUAAGCUGACGAACUUCGAUAUGCGCUUCUACCUGUACGAGAUUCUUCGCUCCCUCGACUUCGCGCACCGCCGCGGCAUCUUCCACCGUGAUAUCAAGCCGUACAACGUGAUGAUCGACCACGAGCGGAAGAUUUUGCGUGUCAUCGACUGGGGCCUCGGGGAGUACUACAUCCACGGGCAGCCGCUGAACUGCGGCGUCGCGACGCGGCACUACAAAGGACCAGAGCUGCUCGUCGGCUACCGCCACUACGACUACUCGCUGGACAUCUGGUGCGUCGGCUGCGUGUUGGCGGGCUUGCUGUUCCGCAACGACCCCUUCUUCGUCGGCACGAACAAUGAAGAUCAGCUGCUGCAGAUCGUUGCCGUCUUUGGCAAGAAGGCGCUGUUCCGCUACCUGGAGAAGUAUCAGUGCCGCAUCUCGCGCGUUGUAGAGACGAACCUGCGCGCGCUGCCCGAUGAGCACGUCGACUGGUGUCGGUUUAUCCGGAAAGGUUCGCUGCAGGAGUCGUGGUGCGACGCGACCGCGCUGGAUCUCUUAGACAAGAUGCUGCAGUUUGACCAUCAAGACCGCAUUCUAGCGCACGAGGCGAUGCAACACCCUUUCUUCGCCCCGGUACGGGAGGUACUGGCGAAGGACCCGCAGGAGCAGUACCCAGUGGUCCGUCACUGA
Molecule: messenger RNA, 1446 nt
Organism: Leptomonas pyrrhocoris
Lineage: Eukaryota; Euglenozoa; Kinetoplastea; Trypanosomatida; Trypanosomatidae
Product: putative mitochondrial casein kinase II, alpha chain
Exons: 1
Coding region: 313-1446 (377 amino acids)
Biological process (GO): protein phosphorylation
Cellular component (GO): nucleus; protein kinase CK2 complex; cytosol
Molecular function (GO): protein serine/threonine kinase activity; ATP binding
Source: RefSeq, a predicted model, not a curated record